UUGAUAAACAAUAAGUUGAGGUUAAGUUUAUUUACAAUUAAUAAAAAAUAACAUUAAUUACGACAAGUAUCACGCAAUGAACACACAAAGCGACGAUACAAAGCCUCAAAUAUGCAGGUUAUGUUUGGCUCUAACCUCAAAAUCUUUUUCGUUAAUUACAAACAACGUGGCUGUGGAAAUGCUUCAAUCCCUGACUUCUCUCAAGAUUCUACCCACUGACGAAAUCUCGACAGUGAUGUGCCUCAAAUGCUCCCUCAAUCUCAAACUAGCCUACAAAAUCCAACAAAACAUGUUAAACGCAGAACAACGAUUUCGUGCCCAAAUUCUAGCCUCAGUGAAGCAAGAAAUCGACGUUCCUCAAAACGGAAAAAUAAAAACCGAACAACUAUCUGAUGAAGAGCUUCCUAAAACGUCUGCACAAAGUACAAAAUCUCUGAAGGAAAAACAGUCAGAGUACGUUUGUGACGUCUGCGGAAAAAAGUUUCCCGCACUCAGUGCCAUCAAGCAACACAAGAACAACGCUCACGUGAAAUUGGAGUGCCCCAUCUGCAAGAAAAAAGUCACGAAAUACAGUUACUCGCACCAUUUUCGCGGCCACACGGACUCAUUCACGAUGUGCGAACUGUGUGGAAUGGUGGUGAAAAAAGUCAACUUUUUAUACCACGUGAAAGCAAAGCACAAAGAGCAGAGUUACAAAUGCGGCUACUGCGACGAGGUUUUUAAACGGACUUUUACUAGAAAUAUGCACGAGAAAAAAGUGCAUUUAGAGCAAGCGGAUUUCGUCUGUGACACAUGUGGCAAGAAAUUUUAUAAACACAGCCACUUGAAAAAACACGUUGAAUCCAGGCACCUUAAAUUGAGACCUCACAUUUGCGAAUUUUGUAAAGUGGGUUUCUCGACUAGGUAUGCGAUGCUGACGCAUCGGAGGCAACACACUGGUGAAAAACCCUACAAGUGUGAGGAUUGCGGUGACGGAUUUAGGCACAAAGUCUCGUUAAAGGCGCACUUGAAGUCCAAGCACAACGUCGAAGAAGAGCUGACUUGUGAGUGCGCAGAAUGCGGGAAAAAGUUUGGCUCAGAUGCAGCGCUAGCGUCACACAAAAGGAUACAUUGA
This is a messenger RNA of Zophobas morio, 1114 nucleotides long. Its product is annotated as zinc finger protein 239-like. Gene Ontology annotation, molecular function: zinc ion binding; DNA-binding transcription factor activity, RNA polymerase II-specific. Gene Ontology annotation, cellular component: nucleus. The transcript is spliced from 3 exons. Bases 77 to 1114 code for a protein of 345 amino acids. Gene Ontology annotation, biological process: regulation of transcription by RNA polymerase II. The record is from RefSeq and is a predicted model, not a curated record. NCBI's taxonomy places the organism in Eukaryota, Metazoa, Arthropoda, Insecta, Coleoptera, Tenebrionidae.